CGUUGUCUCCAUAAAUUGUGCACCUUCCAUAGAUUCCGGUUCACUGCGAACGCCCCGUUUCUGCAGCUCCUCUAGCCGUACGCUACGUCAGGAUCACCCCUCGUAAGAAGACGAUAUGCGUUUCACUAGUGUUGCAUUUCUCGCUGGACUUGUGUCCGCUGUCUCGGCACAUUUCCAUCUGCAGUACCCAGGGCCUCGGGGAGCGUUCGUAGAGUCGAGCGAGCCAACAUUCUGCGACAACUAUGGCGAUGCCACAACCAACCGCACGACCUUCCCGCUCAACAACGGUUACUAUUCCCUCAACUCGGAGCACCCGACCUGGACGCUCGGCGUGAUAAUCUCAGCCGUCCAGAACCCGAACAACUUCGCGAACUUCACGGACUCGAGCGGCAAGUACCAGAUGGUGGUGAACUACUUCGAAACGUCCGGCGAGGGCUCGUUCUGCGCGCCGAUCAACAUCAGCGCGGCCGGCAUUGAUGGUGUGAAGGACGGCUCGAACGUCACGGUCCAGUUCAUCUUCGACGGUGGCGAUGGUGCGCUGUACCAGUGCGCGGACCUUACCCUCUCGGAGAGCACGACCGCCAUCCCGUCGGACGUCUCCUGCGCAAACGCGUCGAGCGCAGCCGUCACCUACUUCAGCUCCGGUGUCACCCCUACGUUCAGUGCGACGGCAACCAGCUCCAGCGCGAGCUCGACCAGUACCUCCAGCGCGGCCGAUGCGAAGGCUGUCGUCGGUGUCUCUGGCCUCGUGCUCAGCGUGUUGGGUGGUCUGUUGGCGCUGGCGUGAAUGAUGUUUGGUUAAUGUUGUUGUAACGACGUGUCACGUACAUAAAAUGGAUGGAUUGAUGACUGUUUCAACGUUGUCGAGUUCUGAGUAAGGGA
Molecule: messenger RNA, 882 nt
Organism: Rhodofomes roseus
Lineage: Eukaryota; Fungi; Basidiomycota; Agaricomycetes; Polyporales; Fomitopsidaceae
Exons: 4
Coding region: 116-787 (223 amino acids)
Source: RefSeq, a predicted model, not a curated record